AUGGCAAGCAACGGUCACACCAGCGGUGUGCCAUAUUCGCCCCUUCGCGAGACGAGCCGAAUCUUUUCCGACCUCUGCGCACAGUCCGAACGCUUCAACCUACCACCACAGGUGCAGGCGAACAAAGACCAUGUUUCAUUCUCUUCCAGCCAUGAUGAAAUUUACUUCCCAAUCCCGUUCAAAGAGACCGAGACGUUGGCGGCUUUGAAGGGUAUUGAGGGCUCCGUCGCUGCCGCAAUUGCGGAUCUGCGGUUCGGACAGGCUACGCAGCCGCGUGGCGUUCAAGUGAGCCUCGAAGGUGCAACGGCAUUCGGAUGCCAGGCAUACAUGGCGAAAAUCGAUGGAUUGUCCAAGUUGGAUCCUAAUGUCAAGUCUAAGUUGAAGGAUACUGAUCUUUUGGCGGCACAGUCGAACGGGUACCGUCGCAUGUCGGCCAAUCUAUACAGGACCAAGAUCCCUGGCGAAUACUAUCAUAUCCACGGUUCUCUAGAGGCCACUUCGACCCUCAAUAUGAUUGGUCUCGAGGGCCACCGUCCAGAUUUGACCGACUAUGAGGAAAUUAUCAAAGUCAUCGAGGAGAAGGUGCAAAAGUAUACCGUUUCCGAGCUGGAGGUGAUGAACAAGGAGAGGCGGCAGGCCGGUGUCCCAGCGCUCAAGUACGAUGAAUUUGUCAAGACUCCCCACGGCAAAUUGAACGUCCAAGAGCCUGCAUGGAAGGUAGACAAGCUUCCAGGAAACCUGGCCCCAACUCCUUUCCCUGCCAGCCAGCCCGGAAGCAAGAGGAUCCUCGAGGGUGUUAAAGUCCUCGAAAUGUGCCGUAUCAUCGCAGGCCCGACAGUUACACGCAUCCUAGCCGAGUAUGGCGCCGACGUACUGAAGAUCACUAGCCCCAACCUGUCCGACGUGCCUUUCUUCCAGGUAGAUGGCAACAUGGGCAAGCACGCCGCCGACCUUGAUCUGAAGACCGAGGCUGGACGGCAGGAGUUUGAGAAGCUCGUAGCCGACGCCGAUGUCAUUGUCGACGGUUAUCGGCCCGGAGCACUCGAAAAGCUUGGUUAUGGCCCCCAAGCUAUGGCUGCACUGGCCGAGAAGCGCGGAAAGGGUAUCGUCUACGUGAAUGAGAACUGCUUCGGUUAUGAAGGCGAGUGGGCCGGACGAGCGGGCUGGCAGCAGAUUGCGGACUGCGUCACCGGUGUUGCGUGGGCUCAAGGCCAAUUCAUGGGCCUCGACAACCCCGUCGUUCCCCCAUUCCCAAUCUCCGACUACGGUACAGGCUGCAUGGGCGCCAUCGCCGCUCUCUCUGGUCUCUACCACCGCGCGAAAACCGGUGGCUCCUAUCACGGCAAAGCCUCCCUGAUGCACUAUGACCUUCUUCUCUUCGCCAUGGGCCAGUACCCUGCCGAGGUACAGGAGAAACUACGUGCUGCCCAGCCAGCCGAUUUCUUCAAGCUGCGUCACUGCGACAGCGUCGAUCGCAUUUCGUCAACGGUCCUCAAGGGCAUGCAGACUCGUUUCCCGCACCUGUAUGUGCCCGCUGGUUCUGCCUCGAAAGCGAACCAGCAGGCGUUGACUGAGAGCUGGUUCUCGAAAGCGCAUAACACGGAUAUUGAGGUGGUGCGUCCCGUUGCUGUGGUACAGGGUGUGGAUAAUCAGUUUGUCAGGGCUAGUCGUCCUAAUGGGUCGGAUCGAGCUAGUUGGGAGGAUUUCAAACAGGAUGGGGAGGGGGAUGUUAAGAAGUGUUGA
Molecule: messenger RNA, 1743 nt
Organism: Penicillium daleae
Lineage: Eukaryota; Fungi; Ascomycota; Eurotiomycetes; Eurotiales; Aspergillaceae
Product: CAIB/BAIF family enzyme
Exons: 4
Coding region: 1-1743 (580 amino acids)
Molecular function (GO): catalytic activity
Source: RefSeq, a predicted model, not a curated record